GAAGAAGAAUAAUAAAAAAACACUGUUUUUAUUUUUGUUUAAAAUUUUUCCUACUUUAAUGAUUAGAGUGAUAUGGUAUUAUAAAUCCCACGAAGUUAUUUAAGGCAAAAUCUUAUAAAUGCACAUUUUAAUUUAUUUUAAGUUUAAAAUUUAAACCGAUAAAAUGGAAUCGAAACCUAAAGAAAAAGUAAUGUCUUAUGAAGAGAAAUCUGUAGGGUCCACUCCAUUCUUUAAAUGUGAAGCAUGCCCAUACAUGGCCCUAGCUGAAGAUGACAUUAAAUUUCAUUUAUUUACUGUUCAUCCUGAUUUAGCGAAAAGCAAUGGUCUUGCAGAUAAUAUUCAAAUUCCUUGCCCUGGCUGCACUAAUGUAUUCGAUGCAGAAGAGACCUUGAGAACGCACUUACGAAACCAUCAUAAAAUGGGUAUAAAAGAUGUCAAAAAAAUGAUAAAAAGCCUCGUUCAAAUAGCGCUAAAGAAUGCAAAAUUAAAGAAAGAAGUCCCCCAGAGCAUAACUCCAGCAAGGCAGGAUGUAGCCGAUGUGAAAAUCCCACAAGUUAUAGAAAUUGUUCCUGAUGUAUCAAACACAAACAGUGAACAAUUACCUAGAACUGUUGCAUUUAUAUCUGUAGAUGAGUUAAACAAAAUGAGUGUGCCUAAUUUCGAAGAGAUUGACCCUAAAGAAGUAAUACAAGAAGCUAGUAUAAAUAUUGUAUACACAAAUGAUAUAUCAACCCAAUAUGUUAAUGUUUCAAAUUCCAAUAUAUCCAGUUCACCUUGUAAUAUGAUUCAAGUAUCAAGUGUGACCCCCGAUUUGAUAUCAUCUAUACAACCAUGCGUAAAUAUGUCAGAAAACUUGUUGCCAUCAAAAAAAGACGAACAAACACAGAUAACAGAUGAAACCAUGCCUUAUAAAUAUAAAGGAAGGAACGUGAAUAUGAAUCCAGAGAAGAAUGGUAUAUUGUGUUCAGUAAACAAAUGUCACAUACGUCUGAAAGAUCCAAAGAAUUUGUCAUAUCAUAGGAAAUGUCAUCAGAAUGGUAAGCUGCAGUGUCCUGAAUGUGGGAAAGUCUUCCAAAAUGUGGACCAGUGUCACACACACUUGUGGAAGAUACAUGAUAUUGAUGUAGAAUUGCCCACCUGUGUGGUGUGUGGAUUCAAAACUUUCAAGAGGCACAGACUGCUCAAUAUUCAUAUGAAAUGCCACGAAAAUUUAAGAGGCUAUAUAUGCUCAAUAUGUUACAAAUCGUUUAAAAACCCCAACCAACUGUCAAAACAUCGGCUAAUCCACAAAACGGGGAAUGCACACGAAUGUCACAUUUGCAAGCGACAAUUCAACAGCCAGUCCCGUUUGAAGGCGCAUGUAGCAGCCGUUCAUGAUAAGUUGAAGCCUUUUAAGUGCUGCCAUUGUGACUACACUGCAGCUAGGAAGGAAGAACUCAAGUUGCAUUUGCGAUCACAUACAGGCGAUAAGCCGUAUGCAUGCGAUCAAUGCAGUUACCGCUCCGCAGAUCACAACGCCAUGCGCAGGCACAAGAAGGUCCAUUCAAAAGAUGUUGUAUAUAAAUGUAAAUACUGCCCAUAUAGUUCUAUUCAAUCCACUGUGUUCACUUCUCACAUGAUAUCCAAACAUCCCAACAUAAACUCCAAUGAUAUCCACUACUGUUCAUAUUGUCCAUUCAAAUCUGUCAAUGAAGAGAAAUAUCUAAUGCAUCUCACGACGCAUAGAGAUAAAGAAGACAUUCAAAUGCUUGUUGAAUUAACGAAAAAUAAAAACAAACCCUCGUGGACGAUACCAAGUGAUGGAUCGGAGAAAACGGAUAAGGAAGACGGGAACAAAGAUAUAAGUAUAGAUAAAAACAAAGAAUCUAGUCCAAAAACUGUAAAUAAAAUACCAAUAGAAGUGUACGAUUGUGACAGUCUUCCGGAGACACUGCCACAGGAAUAUCCAAAAAACUAUUGCACAACGUCAUCAAAUUCGGAUCAGUCGAAUUUCAACAGCCAGGAUAUGGUCACAGAUCUCAGCAAAGACGACAAUAACUCGGAUUGUCUCAUAUCAGAGAGCUCGAAUGAUACUAUGCUAGAUCGACACCAGUUUAAUCCACAACAUUCAUUGCAAAUGACAUAUGACACGACACAGUCGAACUUACAUUAUCUCAAUACUUCGGUGUCAAUGGAACAAACGCUUCUUCAAACGGCGCACGUAGACUCGCUCGCGACAAGUCACUCGCCAAUCGUCAACAGCAUAAGCAAUAACAUCAUGGCCAACUUCCCGAUAAGACUUCCUCCCGCACCGAUAUCUAUGCGAAAUAAUAUCACUUUGAAACCGGUUGAUAAAAUAUCGCUUUCGAUGCCAAAGAUUACGGGACCCAUCAUAACACCUACCCAAAUUCUGCCAGUACCCUCAUCUAGUCAUUCACCAAUAAAUAUCACAAAUGACAACGAUGGUGUUCCCAGGAAAAAAGCGAAGAUAUCGGUCAAGAGUAAUCUUAUUCUAAAGGGACCAGAUCAAGUCAAUAUGUUCCAUUCCCAACAAAAAAUGGCUUUCAAACAGUUGGAAGACAACGAGAGAUAUGGCUUAGGUGGUCCUGUGACAUUCAACAAUUUAAUAACGACACAAUUCAUGCAGCUACCCCCAGAACCCGUUUUAAGCGAAUCUCCAAAUACGAUAAUGACGUACGCCCAAGAAAAUAUGCUCGGUGAUUCGGCUACGACUCCUGUUGAUUCCGAAAUGGCGGACGACCCACAGAUAUUCUCAUUUAAUCAACAGAUGAAUGUCAGCUCCAUGACAAUGCUGCCACCGCCACAGAAAAUUCAAACAAAUGACCCUAGUUACAUCAAAUUAGAAGCGACCAUUAAACAAAACACUCAGUCGCCAAGUCUGGAAAGGAUGUGCAAUGCUAACUUAUUAAACAACCAAGCUCUGAGUAGAGAAUAUAAAGCAUCGCCACCGUUAGAAGACAUCCAUAAAAACAUGAGCGAAAUUAAGAACGAAGUAAAAUCCGAUGCAUUUUACACGAUGCCUCUAAAUAACUCGACUGCCAAUCCGCCUAUAAUAGAUCAGUACUUAAUAGAUAAUAUAAUUCCGGAACAAUAUCCAGCGCAUAUGGAUUUGUCUGCAGUAACCAUGCCCGAAUUACCCGACCACCAGAAUGACGUCAUAGAAAUCGACGAUAAUUCAGAUGACAACAAGUUGUUACCGCGUUUCGACAUGAAUUUCCCCUUAGAAUCUCUUUACUUGAUGCAAAAUGAUUUCCACUUCUUAGAGAAUGAUAUUCAAAUGAACAACAGUUCAGAAACAGUAAAUGAAAUGAAUAGAAUGGUAGCAGAAGUGCCUAUAAUUACCCAAAAGGAAAAUUUAGAUAUGACGUCUAAUGAGGUUAAUAGUGAUUUUCACAAUUAUAUCCAAGGAAAGAAAGAUCCGAUGAUGAACACGUCGGUGAGACCGACUAAUAAAAUAAAUGUAAAGAAUAUAGAAUUAAUGAAAAAUUGACUUGUUUAUAAGUGUAUAUAGAUGUGCAAUUGUAUAAAUAUAGUAAAUCAAAAAGUAUAUUGAGUUAACUCUGUUGUAGACUUAAAAGUAUUUUAAAAUAAGUUAAACAAUAAAAGA
Messenger RNA from Zerene cesonia (dogface butterfly), 3607 nucleotides. RefSeq lists its product as uncharacterized. NCBI's taxonomy places the organism in Eukaryota, Metazoa, Arthropoda, Insecta, Lepidoptera, Pieridae. The record is from RefSeq and is a predicted model, not a curated record. The transcript is spliced from 3 exons. Bases 164 to 3490 code for a protein of 1108 amino acids. Gene Ontology annotation, cellular component: nucleus.